Messenger RNA from Colletotrichum graminicola M1.001, 1116 nucleotides. RefSeq lists its product as uncharacterized. Bases 1 to 1116 code for a protein of 371 amino acids. The record is from RefSeq and is a predicted model, not a curated record. NCBI's taxonomy places the organism in Eukaryota, Fungi, Ascomycota, Sordariomycetes, Glomerellales, Glomerellaceae. The transcript has a single exon.
AUGGCACCUGUCGGUGUUCUUGAGGCCCUGGGCCACGCCCUCGCUGGUGCGACCGGCACAGCCUUGUCGACGGCUGCAGUCUAUCCCCUCGACCUCGUUACCACACGCCUCAAGGUCCAGCGCCAUUUACGGAGGGAAAAUGCCAUUUCUGAGAAGGACCAGUAUCGCGGCGUCUUCCAUGCGCUCAAGGUCAUUUCCUCGCAGGAAGGCGGCAUAUCGAGCCUUUACACGGGCAUCGCUCAGGACGUGUUCAAGUCCAUCGCGGAUUCGUUUCUCUUCUUCCUCUUUUACCAGUACUUUCGGGAUGCUCGUCGUCGUUCACGCGGCAGGAGGUUACCUGUCAUGGACGAGCUGGCUAUCGGCGCAUUGGCCGGCGCCUGCGCGCGAGGUUGCACGACGCCUAUCGCCAACGUCGUGGCGAGGAAGCAAACAUCAGCCAUGUUCGAAGCCAAUACGGAUGACGAGAACGCGUCUGUUUGGAAGAUUCUUUCUUCUAUUGGCGCCGAAAACGGCAUAGCUGGGCUAUGGGCCGGGUAUUCCGCCUCCUUGCUGCUAACCAUCAAUCCGAGCAUUACAUUUUUUCUGAACGAACAGCUAGGGAAGACCCUUCUCCCGGAUUCAGACGAGACCUCGCACAGCACACAAACCACUUUUCUUCUGGCUGCCGCCAGCAAAUCUAUCGCAACCAUCAUCAGCUAUCCCCUGCAAACUGCCAAGGCUAGGCUUCAGAUGCGCGGGUCCGGCAACGCUUCGCCGCAUAGGAGCACCAGUAAUUCGGACACACCCUCCAUUUCGGAAUCCAGGAAGGGACCACAAAGUCCAAUUUCCGUUAACGAGAUGAGCGGCGCUCUGAGUGGACUCAAGAAGCUGGUCGACGAUAGCGUCAUCGCCAUCGUACUAUCCAUUGCGAGGACUGAGGGAAUAUUGGCGUUAUAUGCUGGUAUCCAGGGUGAAGUGCUCAAGAGCUUCUUUAGCCACGGGCUGACCAUGGUGUCAAAAGGCAUUAUCCACAAAUUUGUCAUUCGUCUGGGCAUAUUGCUGUUGUCCUUGUCACAGGGGCAGUCGCGCAGGGUUAAGUUGCAACGUCUCCGUCAGGCAUUUCUUAGACUUCGAUGA